This is a messenger RNA of Aphis gossypii (cotton aphid), 1392 nucleotides long. Its product is annotated as D-aspartate oxidase-like. The transcript is spliced from 7 exons. Gene Ontology annotation, molecular function: FAD binding; D-amino-acid oxidase activity. Lineage: Eukaryota; Metazoa; Arthropoda; Insecta; Hemiptera; Aphididae. The record is from RefSeq and is a predicted model, not a curated record. The coding region runs from base 174 to 1190 and encodes 338 amino acids.
CACAAUCACAUUCUGAACUGUCCUUAAAUUUCCACUUGAAAAUCAUACGUAAUUACCUAUUAUACUUAUUGUGGCUUAUCGUCGGUAAAAUAUGAGUGUGUACGACGAUAUCACUACAGCGGUAAUAUCCAUAACAUCGAACAUCACCUAAUAAUAAUUAUAUAUUAUAAAUAAUGACAUCGCAGCAUAAAAAAGUGGCCAUUGUCGGUGCGGGUAUUAUCGGUGUAAAUUCAGUGUUGGAAGUUCAGAGAAGAUAUCCGAAUUACGACUUGACUCUGAUUGCGGACAAGUUCAAUGAAGAGACGCUCAGUGAUGGCGCAGCCGGACUGUUGCGGCCUGACACGUACGUUUUCGGACCCAGUCUCGAAAUCUCUCAGCAAUGGGUUGACGACUCUUAUAGUUUUUAUAAAAAUCUAUUAAAAAAUAGGUAUGAAUUAUGCGGCAUAAAUGAAGUUUCUGGUUACAUGUUUUCGACUAAGAAUCCAGAUAUUAUAAAAAACCAUUACAUGAAAAAUUGUUCACCAGACUUCAGAGAAGCUACCGAUGAGGAAUUAAAAGCGCAUUCGUCUGUUGAAAAUCAACUUAAAAUCAACUAUGGUAGUUUCUUUACGUCGAUAGUCAUUGAAUGUAAACUGUUCUUACCAUGGGCUUUGAAAAAAAUAAGUAAUAGUGGUGUAACCAUUAUUAAACGGAAAAUCGAAUCACUCGAAGAAUUGUGUGGUGAAUAUGAUAUUAUUUUUAACUGCACUGGGCUUAGAGCCGGAAAAUUGUGUAAUGAUGUGAAUGUUUUACCUAUUCGUGGGCAAGUAAUUCGGGUUAAAGCUCCUUGGGUUGACAAAUUUUACUAUUGGGAUUCCGAUACCUAUAUAAUUCCAUCUAUAAGCGAUGGGACUGUUGUACUAGGUGGAUGUAGACAUUUUGGCAGUCAUAACGAGCAGGUGAAUGAACGCAACACAGAAGAAAUAAUAGAAAAAUGUACAACAUUAUUACCAUCAUUGAAAGAAGCAUUAAAAACGGACUACAAGGUUUGGGUUGGUCUUAGACCUUAUAGGAACAAAAUACGAGUAGAAACUGAACAUAUAAAUGAUACUGUGAUUGUACACAAUUACGGUCACGGAGGAUAUGGAAUAACAUUAGCGCCCGGAACAGUGAAAUAUGCAGUUGAUUUAUUAAAUUCAGUUAACAAUUGAUUUAACAACAUUGAACGUAUAUACAACGUAAUGGAAUUACGUAUUUGACUAUAGUAGUAUUAUAUUAGUAACGAUACACUUAAUAUAAGUCUCAUACCUAAUAUAAUAAUAACCAUUAUGUAAUUAUUUCGAUUAGUUUAAUGGUUUGAUUUAAUUUCAGUUAUAUAUUCUUGAACUUAAUUAAAACAUAUUUUAUUUAUUA